Molecule: messenger RNA, 7629 nt
Organism: Lutra lutra (Eurasian river otter)
Lineage: Eukaryota; Metazoa; Chordata; Mammalia; Carnivora; Mustelidae
Gene: STX17
Product: syntaxin 17
Exons: 8
Coding region: 583-1491 (302 amino acids)
Biological process (GO): vesicle fusion; exocytosis; intracellular protein transport
Cellular component (GO): autophagosome membrane; endomembrane system; plasma membrane
Molecular function (GO): SNAP receptor activity; SNARE binding
Source: RefSeq, a predicted model, not a curated record
AAUACAGUAAACCUCCUAGUACUUUUUCCUCACGGGAAACAGGAGUAUUAAUGGUACUCAGCUGAUAGUAGUUGUAAGCCCUAAAGGGUAGUUUGUACAGCACCUGGCACCCUGACCCCCGCAAGUGUUAGUGCAGUUCUUCAAAAUGUUUGAGCUGUUUUCUCAAACAUCAAUUCAGAGAUUUUUAGAAAGCCUUUUUAUUUUAUUUUUAUUUUGAAAUAGUUUUACAAUUACAGAGAAGUUGCAAAAGUAGUACAGUUCUCUCCAGCUUUAAAGUGAACACCUUACAUAACGAUAGUACAAUUAUAGAAGGUUAGCAAGUAUCAUUGGUACAAUUCUAUUCACCAAGCUACCACCAUUUUUCAGAUUUCAUAAUUUUUUAUCCUAACGUCCUUUUCUUUCUGUUCCAGGAUCCAAUAUAAGGUCCCAUAUUGCAUUUAAUUGGAAAUAGUCGACUCCUUGGUCUUUUCCUGUCUUUCCUCCCCUUGACACUUUUGAAGUACCCCGUCAGUUAUAAGGUUUUCUAUGUGAGUGGAGAAGACAGUCGCUGCAAGUAGAAGUGACACAGCAUUUUUUUUUAGGAUGUCUGAAGAUGAAGAAAAAGUGAAAUUACGCCGUCUUGAACCAGCUAUACAGAAAUUCAUUAAGAUAGUAAUCCCAACAGACCUGGAGAGGCUAAGAAAGCACCAGAUAAAUAUUGAGAAGUAUCAAAGGUGCAGAAUCUGGGAUAAGUUGCAUGAAGAGCAUAUCAAUGCGGGACGUACAGUUCAGCAACUCCGUUCCAAUAUCCGAGAAAUGGAGAAACUUUGUUUGAAAGUCCGAAAGGAUGACCUGGUACUUCUGAAGAGAAUGAUAGAUCCUGUUAAAGAAGAAGCAUCAGCAGCAACAGCAGAAUUUCUUCAACUCCAUCUGGAAUCUGUAGAAGAACUUAAGAAACAGUUUAAUGAUGAAGAAACUUUAUUACAGCCUUCUUUGACCAGAUCCAUGACUGUUGGUGGAACAUUUCACACUGCUGAGGCUGAAGCCGAUCCUCAGAAUAUGACUCAGGUAUAUGCGUUGCCUGAAAUUCCUCGAGAUGAAAAUGCUGCAGAAUCAUGGGAAACCUUAGAAGCGGACUUAAUUGAACUUAGCCAACUGGUCACUGAUUUCUCUCUCCUAGUGAAUUCUCAGCAGGAGAAGAUUGACAGCAUUGAAGACCAUGUCAACAGAGCUGCUGUGAAUGUUGAAGAGGGAACCAAAAACUUGGGGAAGGCUGCAAAAUACAAGCUGGCAGCGCUGCCUGUGGCAGGUGCACUCAUUGGAGGAGUGGUAGGGGGUCCGAUUGGCCUCCUGGCAGGUUUCAAAGUGGCAGGAAUUGCAGCUGCACUUGGUGGUGGGGUGUUGGGCUUCACAGGUGGAAAACUGAUACAAAGAAAGAAACAGAAAAUGAUGGAGAAGCUCACUUCCAGCUGUCCAGAUCUUCCCAGCCAAACUGACAAAAAAUGCAGUUAAAAACCAAACGUCAGCAUUAUUGGCGCCAACGUGUCUAUCCUAAUGAGGACCUUUGCUGCUGUUGGACACUCAGUCAGCUUUUGGAACAUGAUUAUGUCAAGAGAGUGGCUAUAGAUGCUCAAAUGGGAUUGAACUGUGCUAAGUAGAUAUAUUUUGUUGUUUGCUGGAGUGUUAGGGAGACCUUAGAGAUCGAGGAGCCUGGGCUGAGGGUGUGUAAUGUCAGGUAAAGUUUAAAGACUGCCAAGGACCAGAUUUUCUGCCUAGAAAUGUAAAAAAUGAAUUUUUAACUUUGAUAAGGACUCGAGAUGUGUGGACAUGAUGGGUUAUGGAAGGCUGGUGUAUUCCAUAACCCUGACUUGGAGACCCUAAGACUAACUGUAUUAUAAAUAUGCUUAUUGAUCUCCUAUAUGUAGGAGGUUAUUUAGGCCUGUUAACAAAGAAAAGAAUGGGGAGCUCAAGAGCCUUUCUUAUCAAAUAAGGAAAUCAGGAUCUAGUGAGGGGCACAGGUGAACCACAUAAUGGAGUCCAUUUGGUGAACCCUAUUACAGUUUGGUCCACCUGUAUUUUCUGGUGAAGGACACUAAUAGUGUAAGAAAAUGGAAAGAGAGGUGCAGCUUCUCUUUGAGAUACCUUAAUUUGUGACACUGGCUUCUUUGAACUCUUCCUUCUAUCUUUUGAAAUAAAGAACACAGAAUCUCAAGUGAUAGGAGACUAUUAAGCCAAGUCACUAAGCUUGGUCUGUCAGCCUGUCUCUUAACAACUCAAAGAUCUAGUGCCCUCUGCCUUCCCUCCCUUGUAAUUCUGCAAAGUUCUUUGACUUGUGGGGUGAAUUCUACCCAUGUGUAAUGAGGACUUUUCUCCUAAUCUGCUUUCUUGUAUUGUCUCCCAUAUCCAUUCAUCCUUUCCUAUAACCUCUAGAUAAAAGAGAGAAAGAAAGGAAAUCUCCAAUAUUUCCAGCAUUGUUAGAGUUUGAGGUAAAAAAUAAGCAGGUGGCAGGGGGUACCAGAUCAUUUCUUGGGGCAUCUUAAAAUUUUAAGAGACUGAUGUACCGGCCAUGCAGGGAAUUUCUGUCCCUAAGUCUUUUCAGCUGGCCUUUUGGGGAGCUAAGAACUAGCUUUCUACCUCACUUCUGUUAACUACCAUCCUUUUCCACAGGCUUUGCUGUCUCCUAUGCUUUACUUUUCCCAGCUGUUAUCUCUUCCCAGGAGUGGCGUUCUUGCUCACCUUUCCUCAUAUUCAAGAUGAUAGACAAAGCCUGGUGCCAAGAGUGAUCCUGAUGAAGGAUUUGUGGUGCUAAUCCCAACACUUCACAUUGACAGCAAACAUGGCCCAGCCCAACCCAAAUAACAAAAAGGUUUUAAUUUUGUGAAAAAAGAAUUGAAAAUCACAGGUAGCCUCAUCCUGUACCCCCAGUUCAUUUGAAAUAGGAAAGAGCCACCUUUUGCCUUAAUCUUUACUGUUUUCUGAGAGUAGAGGAAUGGGCACCUGUACCACAAAAUGUGUGAGCUCAGGAGCCAAACAGAUUCCUCAGGUGGUUGACUGCUUAUCUUUUCUCUCUUGUUGAGUUAUUCUUAAUAAUUUUUAUUAUUUGCUUGCUACUUUUCUUUGUCUAAUAUAGCCAGACUUUUCUUUCUUACACUUUUUUUUUUUUUUUUUUUUUUUUACUUUUACCAAUGAAUUCUAAUGAAGAGAAAGCGUCAUUUCUUACUGGCAUUAAAUAACUGGAAAAUAUCAAGUAUUGCUAUCUGCGAAUUAUAUCUUCAGUAUAAUGCCAAGAAGGAAGUGCCUUGAAUAAGUGUCCAGUUCUGAUAUGGUAUUUGAUACUGGAUACCUGUAAGGCUAGGAUAAUUACUUUCGAACUCCACCUUUUAAAAUAGUUUCUGAUCUUCGCUGUCCCUUUAACAUGGGGUAUUCAAACCAGAAUGAGGAUCAGACUCAUGCAGGGUGCUUUUUUAAACAAGAUUGCCAAACUUCAGUCCCAUAGGGUAACUCUAACAAUAGCCAGUCUGGCCUGGUCAGCUAAAACAAAGAAUUUAAGAUACAGUUCCAUCAAGAUUCAGCUGUAAUUAUUGAAUUCUGUAAUUUCUGAGUAUUCUUCCCUUCAACAUGGCCCAAUCUUCCUUGCUCCAUAUCAUUCCCACUCUGCCAACCCACAAUUGGCUAUGCUUUUUAGCCCACCAUCUUUUUUUUUUUUUUUUUAAAGGUUGAUUUAUUUAUUUUAGAGACAGCGUGAGAGGGAGGGGCAGAGCGAGAGGGAGAGAGUCUUAAGCAGACUCCAGACUGAGCACAUGGAACUUGAUGCGGGGCUUGAUCUCACAACCCUGAGAUCAUGACCCGAGCUAAAACCAAGAGUUGGUUCCUUAACUGACUGUGCCACCCAGGUGCCCCUACCUUUAGCCCACCAUCUUAAUGGCCCUAGGGACUUAUUAUCCUGUCAGGCUAGUUUAACACUGGGAACUGGAGGAGAGAGGAGGCCUGUAAUUGAAGUUUAUAUUUUGUUUGAGGAUCUCUCAUUUUUCAUCAGCCAGUUUGGGACACCACUGUAUGUGCUCAAAUAGGCCUUUUGAUUUUUACUACUCAUCAGGAUUGGAAUAUUACCCUACCAGCCUUCAUGCUCAGGCAAAUUUUAGUUGUUUUAAAAAGUCUUAUAAUUUAAAACCAUUUAGAAAUUCUGCCUAAUUUCCCUGUAAUAGAAUCUAAAAGCUAACUUUUGGUAGAACUUUCUAGAAGUGUUUAAUCAACUAUAACAAACUAUCAAGUGUUUAGAGGUAUGAAUUAAUUAAUAUGACACAGAAACCAAUCUUAAACUGAAUUUAAUGCCCUAGAGUAUCAGAUUAAAUUCAUCUCCUCCGUGAUUCAUGUCUUAUUUUUAAUACAUUCAAGUUAGAAGGUUAAGGGUUACUUUGGUUAAGUUCUUAAAAUUUACAGAGGUACAAACUUCCAGUUAUAAAACUAAAUCACAGGGGGGAAAGUGCGGAAUGAGGGGGGUGGUGUAUAGCAGUCCAUUGGAAUAAAGGCAGUGCUCCUAAGACCUUUUUUGUUUUUCUAAAGACUUUGUGAUAUAAUAAUCUGAGAAUUUUUCUGUAGAGCAUACUUUCAAACUUUGUGGUUGUAACCCACAGUAAAAAAAUGCAUUUAUAUCAAAACUCAGUUUACUUAUAAUGGAGAAUACCAUUACGUAUAGUGUACUCCAAUAUUUUUUAUUUCAGUUUUUAAAAUAUUGCUGGUUGCAACCUACCAAAUUGAUUUCAUAAUCUACCAAUGGGUUGUGACCCUUUGUUUGAAAAGAAGAAAACACCCUAUGGAGAAACUGAUAUUUAUUGAAUAUCUUCUGUUUUCCAGGCACUUCAUUAGGCAUUUUACAGGUAAGGAAACUGAGUCUCAGAGAAGUUAAAUGACUUACAGCUGUGAAAUGUUGAAGCCAGGGGGAUGUUAACUGGGUCUCUUGAACUACAAAAAUUUGUUACUCCCCCACUAUGCUACUUCUGUACAUAAAAUUGAGGUGGGCCAUUCAUCCUGCUUCACCCAAACACCAGUAUAUUCUGUAAGGCAGGCUUGCUGUGAAAUUACAUGUGCGUUUGCAGUUUUUUGUUUUUAAUCUUUUCAGGAAGUGUCCUGCAGCCUCAAAGUUUUUAAUAGUGGCUGAUGCAGAAGUACCUAGUGCUGAAUUUGGUCCUUAUACUGUAAAAUUAAAAAUGCUUCUAACCCACCUACACGUCCUACAAAUUUCCUUGUAUUCCAUGGGUUAUAGCCAUCUCUUCCACAAUGCUUUUUGUAUUAAAAAUGAAAUUUUUUUUUCUUAAAUCUAUCAUAACUCAUAGAAUCAAAUGAUUGCUAUCUUUUAAAAUGGUACUCUUGGGAAGUCACAUACUUACUCUAGUGACACUAGUAUUAGAACAUUUUUGAAACUUUUCUUUUGGAAUUGCCUCCAAAGACAUUUUGCAAAGUAAAUAGAAGAGCCAUCUCAGUGUGUAUUAGUCACCGAUUACACCCCCUUGUCCUUAUGACCUCUCCUCUCUUCCAUUCUUAGUUUUGCUUUUCUUCUGAUGGUUUUGCUCUCCUGCUUCCCUGUGCUGGAGCCGAUAACCUACAGGUGCCCAGACAGGGGGUAUGCUGGCCAGAGCUCCUGGAGCAAGAACUUUUAGUUUAUACUGAAGCUGAAUGCUGUAAAGGGAGACUCCUGCAAGUCUAAAAACCUAUCUCUGUGGGCUGCCUGUGCCAUAAGUAGUUUGCACAGGAGUAAGGACUGAAUACUGGUCAUACUAGUCACAGGAAGGUGAGGAAACCUGAAAUGUAAGUAUGAAUUGUGCAGCAUUUCUCUGCAGUGAAGAACAGAAACUACACCAAGCCAUGCUUUGUGUUAACUUAAAACUGAAAGGUGUUUCUCAGGGUCUCCUUUGCCCUUCAUUGCUGCCACAUAAAAUCUGGGAGAAAGGAUGAUGAAAAGCCUGGGGGAAAGGUUCUCCUGUGAAAUGGAUGUGUUCUCUAAAGGUACCAUGUGACUUUAGCUCUCUGGUACUUAAUGAAUGUUAGAUAAUGUUUGUAAGGAACCAUAGGACUAAUAAAAGGUAGGAAAGCUUCCCUGGGAGCCUAAAUUAAUGUAAGCAGUUUAGGUUCUGUUUGUGUUUUUAACAACAUUUUGUUUCUAACAGGUGGUUCUUGCUAUUUAUAUUCAUUAAUUUGACACCAUUUUACAGAGGAACUUCUUCAGUAUUAUAAGCAAUCAAUGGCAAAAGAUGAAUAUUAUUGUCCACAUUGCCACUCUCAAAUUAUAUUUGGAGAUAGAUAUAUCUGUGCAAAAUUAACAAAAGAAAUAAAUUGAAUAAAAAAAUAAAUUGAAUAAAAAUGAUUUGCCCAAGAUCAAAGCUAGUUGGCACAACAGCUAGAAUUAUACCAAGGUCUAAGAAAAACAAAAACCCUCAAAGUAAUUCAACUGAAGUUUUGUUCUGCCAUCCCAAGUUGUAUGCUGAGGCUUACGGUCUUUCAGACCAGCUAAAAUUCCAGAUCAGGCAGUGGCUAUAGUGAAAAGAAAAUUGGAUGGGGCAUCAGGAGAUCACAGUGCUAAUUUGGGCUUUGUCUUUCCCCUGAUAAGCUUUUUUUCUCAGUGGUGGCUGCCUUCUCCUAUUCCAGUCUGGGAUUUGCCAACCAUAAACCUCAGUGGUUAGCAACUUGACACUCUCCAUUCUUCAUAUGUAACUUCUUACUGGCUCCUGUCAGUUCUACUUUGAAUGUUAGUUGCAUCUAUUUCUAAAUAUGUUCGUAGUCAUCACUCUAGUAAAAGACUGUGUUACCUCGCACCCCCUACCUCACUUCCUCCAACUUUAAGCCAUUCCUCACAUCAGUGCCACAAUAAUGAAAACUAGGUCCCUUGGCCAUUUUUCUGCUGAAAUAUUUCAUCAGUGGCUCCCCUGAAUACUCGAUAAAGUUCAAAACACUUAGGUUAGCAUUCACAACUUUCCCUAUUCUGGCCCUAGCUUUAUCUCUUCAAACUCAACUACUCACCAACUGACAGUGCCAUUGAGAAUCAGACAUUCCAUAAAAAAGACUUUAAGGUUUGGUUUUUUCUUCCCAUGGUGAAAUUAUAAACUGGUAAUAAACUGUUUACAUUUGAAAAAUUCUGUAGUACUGCAUUUUACACAACUGAUCAGCCUAAAAGUUGUUUCUUAAGGAAAAUCUUUUGUCCCCCCCAGAAGAAAUUACAUUUAAUUUAUUAACCCCUAAAACUGUCAGUUUUGUCACCUGUGCAUCUGAUAGCCAGAGCAUGGGGAUUUCUCUUCAGCAGCAUAGAUACUCCAGCCUUGAAUGGACCAUUGUCUAGCUCCUGUGAGAAACCUGACUAAUAAAUAUUUGAGAAAAACAACUCAAGAAUAUACUUUAUUCAUACAUUUCUCAAGUACUUGAGAUUUUGUUGUAUUAUGGUCAAUCAUUAAAAAGAUGUUUACCUGGGUUUCAUUAAUUAAACCCUCUAAGAUAUUUUCCAUUUUAUUGUUAAACCCUUGAUGUUAGCAAGGGUCAGCACAAGAAAAGGCCCAGUGGUGAGAAUAUCUACAAAUUCUGUAAAUCUUACUGAAUUAAUUGUGUUGUUGAGUGGUGCUUGUAUAAGAAAACAUGCAAUAAAUUCAUUCAACAAACAUUGAA